AUGAGGCCCAGCUUCCAUCUGCUGGGGGCCAGCGACAAGCCGGCUCGGUCGGCGGGCAGCCGGAAGGAAAAGGAAAGGAGGCGGUCGCAAAAAGUGGGCGCGGCGGCGCAUGCGCAUGAACAGGCUGGCCAGGGAAAGAGAGCGAGUCGCGCGUCGAGAGCGCUCUCAUUCGGCGGUUCCACUAGCUUCCGAGGGGCGCCGCUGCAGUUCUACGUACAGUGCGGUGCCAGUGCGGUGACGUCUCAUCGUCUGGUUGUUGGGCCGGUGAGCGAGCAAAUCGGAGCAGAUUGGGGGAUUAUGGAAUCUACAGAAGCGAAUGGAGCUGGCAAUGUCGCGUGGCUGCGUGGCGACGGGAGGGGGAGACAGUCGCGACAGUGGACGGGGACAGAGACGGGGUGGGCCAGGCAGGAGGAGCAAAGCUUGAAACCCGAUGACUGGCACCGCACCGGCUGGGCCGACCCGACUCGCCAGCGAUCAUCAUGUCGUGUACGGACCAAUGUCAUCUCGCCAGGGAGCAGCCAGGUGCCAUCGCCCAAGGCACAAAUUUCGAGCCACCGUGUCUUUGCAGCUUCUGGGUUGACCGGACGUGACAUGCAGGAUGAUGUCGAGGUGCGUGGCCAGGGAGAGAGAGAGAGGGAGGCGAGGAGGGAAAUCCCCCGGACCUGGGUGCUGGCCAGUGGCCACCCCAUCAUCUGCACUGCACACCAUGACACCAUAACAUAUUGCGCUGCGGCCCGAGGUGCGAGGCUGUUCUCGUUUGCAUCUGCGAGGACCUGA
Messenger RNA from Diaporthe amygdali, 777 nucleotides. RefSeq lists its product as uncharacterized. The record is from RefSeq and is a predicted model, not a curated record. Lineage: Eukaryota; Fungi; Ascomycota; Sordariomycetes; Diaporthales; Diaporthaceae. The transcript has 3 exons. The coding region runs from base 1 to 777 and encodes 258 amino acids.